Messenger RNA from Ostrea edulis (European flat oyster), 1636 nucleotides. RefSeq lists its product as uncharacterized. The transcript has 9 exons. Bases 208 to 1572 code for a protein of 454 amino acids. NCBI's taxonomy places the organism in Eukaryota, Metazoa, Mollusca, Bivalvia, Ostreida, Ostreidae. The record is from RefSeq and is a predicted model, not a curated record. Gene Ontology annotation, molecular function: ATP binding; RNA helicase activity; RNA binding.
ACAUUAAAUCAGCAUUCAUUGUGUAUUGCCUAACAUGUCUGUGAUUCCAUUGGUCAGAAUUGAUUGACCCUGGGUCGAUGUUCGAACAUUUCCUAAUAUCCACCGGCGUUUGAGUAUAUAUACCCUGUCUCUACGUAAUUUACUGCAUAUCAAUUCAGAAACAAAUGAAGACAUACUCUCUUAGUAUAAAUUUGUGUACAUUUUUCAAUGAGCAUAUCGAAAGCUGAAGUCGACUUCGGUUGCACCCACAACAAACGCCAGGAAAGCGGCGAGGACCAGGGAGGGGCUCGAUCCCCGGGACCCCAGGAUACAGGAGCGCGGAUCAUAGAAUCAGAGACUCGGGCAUCUCAUUGGUCAGAUUCUGAGUAUCAGGGCGACCAGACGAUCGUUAGAAAUGGAGACACUGGACUCGAUGAUUCAGAGGAUCUGGAUGUGGCGGAAGGAGCGGACGAUUUUGACGACAUGGGUCUGUCUGACCAACUCUUGAGAGGAAUCUUUGGAUAUGGAUUUGAGAAACCAUCUUUAAUUCAACAAAAAGCUAUUCCAUUGGCUUUGACUGGAUCCGAUGUGAUCGCUCAAGCCCAGUCAGGGACCGGGAAAACGGCCACCUUCUCCAUUUCCAUUCUCCAGAAACUAGACCCCGAAGUAAAGAAGUGCCAGGCGCUGGUUCUGGCUCCUACGCGCGAGUUAGCAAUGCAGACCCAACGCGUGCUUAGCGCCAUUGGUGACUACAUGGGUGUCGUCUGCUAUGCCAUGGUUGGCGGGAACCAUGUGGCAAAUGACAAAGAAAGGCUCCGUGAAGGCGUCCAUGUUGUCAUAGGAACACCUGGUCGGAUUUUGCAUCUUCUGGGUCAAAGAUAUCUGGACUUGUACUCCAUAAGGCAGUUUGUUCUAGACGAAGCAGAUCAGAUGCUGUCGAGAGGAUUUCUGGAUCAAAUCAAAGACGUGUUUCAGUACCUACCGAGAGACGUGCAGGUGAUUCUUGUUUCCGCCACCCUGCCACCGGAAAUCCUGGACAUAACUGACAAAUUCAUGAGAAAUCCCAGACGUGUUCUGGUCAAACGGGAAGAACUGACAUUGCAAGGCAUCCAGCAAUUCUAUGUUAAUGUAGAGAGAGAGGAGUGGAAACUGGAUACCCUGUGCGAUAUUUACGACACCAUCACUGUGGAAAAGACAAUCAUCUUCUGCAACAAGCGCGGGAAAGUGGAGUGGUUGGAGAGGGAGAUGAACAGGCGAGACUUCACCGUGUCUGCCAUGCAUUCCGAUCUCUCCCAGAAAGAGCGGGAACUUGUGAUGCGCAGCUUCCGGACCGGAUCUAGUCGUGUGCUGAUCGCAACAGAUCUGUUGAGCCGCGGAAUAGAUGUACAGCAGGUGUCUCUGGUCAUCAAUUACGACCUGCCUUUGGACAGGGAGAGCUAUAUUCACAGGAUUGGGCGUGGCGGACGAUUCGGGCGAAAAGGAACCGCAAUCAACUUCGUGACCAUUGAUGAUCAGCGGAAAUUGGAAGACCUCCAGAAAUUCUACAACACGGAAGUCCGGGAAAUGCCAAACAACAUCGCUAGUCUCCUGUAAAGAGCAGACACUGUACAUCACGGACAUUCACAGGAUCUUAAUGUAUUAAAGACUUGAUAAGGAA